Molecule: messenger RNA, 1277 nt
Organism: Micropterus dolomieu (smallmouth bass)
Lineage: Eukaryota; Metazoa; Chordata; Actinopteri; Centrarchiformes; Centrarchidae
Product: poly(rC)-binding protein 3-like
Exons: 13
Coding region: 1-1107 (368 amino acids)
Biological process (GO): regulation of gene expression; regulation of RNA metabolic process
Cellular component (GO): cytoplasm; nucleus
Molecular function (GO): mRNA binding
Source: RefSeq, a predicted model, not a curated record
AUGGAGCCCAUCAAAGUCCAAUCAGAAGGUGGAUUGAAUGUGACCCUCACCAUCAGGCUGUUGAUGCACGGCAAGGAGGUUGGAAGCAUCAUAGGAAAGAAAGGAGAAACGGUGAAGAAAAUGCGUGAAGACAGUGGUGCACGUAUCAACAUCUCAGAGGGGAAUUGCCCUGAACGGAUAGUCACCAUCACUGGGCCAACAGAUGCUAUUUUCAAGGCUUUCGCCAUGAUAGCGUACAAGUUUGAGGAGGAUAUAAUCAACUCUAUGAGCAACAGUCCAGCCACCAGUAAACCACCUGUAACCCUGAGGCUCGUUGUCCCGGCCAGCCAGUGUGGCUCCCUCAUUGGAAAAGGAGGCUCUAAAAUCAAAGAAAUGAGAGAGUCCACAGGAGCUCAGGUCCAGGUUGCAGGGGACAUGCUCCCCAACUCCACCGAGAGGGCAGUGACAAUCUCAGGGGCCCCAGAAGCCAUCAUCCAGUGUGUCAAACAGAUAUGUGUGGUGAUGCUUGAGUCCCCACCGAAAGGUGCCACCAUCCCCUACCGCCCCAAGCCUGCCUCCACCCCUGUCAUUUUUUCAGGUGGCCAGGUAAGAGCAGACCCACUGGGGGCGUCCACAGCCAACCUCAGCCUCUUACUGCAGCACCAGCCACUGCCUGCUUAUACCAUUCAAGGACAGUACGCCAUCCCACAUCCAGAUUUGAGCAAGCUCCACCAGUUGGCUAUGCAGCAAACCCCCUUUACCCCCCUUGGACAGACCACCCCUGCCUUCCCCGGUACAUUCUUUUCCCAUUUGGAGAGUAUAAGUCAAAUUGUCAGUUGGUAUUUUACAGGUCUGGAUGCCAGUAACCAGGCCAGUACUCAUGAACUCACCAUUCCCAAUGAUCUAAUAGGCUGCAUAAUCGGACGCCAGGGAACCAAAAUCAACGAGAUCCGUCAGAUGUCUGGGGCGCAGAUUAAAAUUGCUAACGCCAUGGAAGGGUCAUCGGAGCGCCAGAUCACAAUCACAGGGACCCCUGCUAACAUCAGCCUGGCCCAGUACCUCAUCAAUGCACGGUUCAGAGACGUGGCGGCCAUGUGGAACGACCCAUCUUCCAUGACCACAUCCUGAGAUCCCUGACUGGCUCCUCUGUUUGGCCCUUUCCAAUGACUGACUACCGCAGACAACCCCGAUGAAGCCCUUCGGACUCUGGCUCUGGCUCUCUGAAAACCCCUGACCAUCUUCCCGCCCUGGUUCAAAGUUGAUUUCAGAGAGCCAUAUUCAAUUUAUAAAAAAAUUAC